Hibiscus syriacus is the source of this 681-nucleotide messenger RNA. RefSeq names its product NPC intracellular cholesterol transporter 1-like. The coding region runs from base 103 to 657 and encodes 184 amino acids. NCBI's taxonomy places the organism in Eukaryota, Viridiplantae, Streptophyta, Magnoliopsida, Malvales, Malvaceae. The transcript has 8 exons. Gene Ontology annotation, cellular component: membrane. The record is from RefSeq and is a predicted model, not a curated record.
UUUGUUUGAGUUUCAAUAAAAGUUGUUUGUGUGAGUGUUUCAUUUCCAAUAGCAACACCAUUAAUUGGCUUUCAAUUGUUUUAGAUUGAUUAUGUUAACUCAAUGAGGGCUGCUCGACAAUUUGCUUCAAGAGUUUCAGAUUCUUUAAAGAUGGAAAUCUUCCCAUAUUCCGUGUUUUAUAUUUUCUUUGAGCAAUACCUUGAUAUAUGGAAGACGGCUCUCAUCAACCUUGCAAUUGCAAUUGGUGUUGUUUGUUUAGUUAUUACAUGCAGUUUGUGGACCUCAGCUAUCUUCAUGCUGGUGUUGGCAAUGAUUCUCGUUCAUCUCAUGGGUGUGAUGGCCAUUCUCGGAAUUCAACUCAAUGCGGUCUCUGUUGUUAACGUUGUUAUGUCAGUUGGCAUUGCUGUUGAGUUCUGCGUGCAUAUAACACAUGCAUUUUCGGUAAGCAGCGGGAAUAGAGAUGAAAGGGUAAAGGAAGCUCUGGGUACGAUGGGAGCUUCUGUCUUCAGUGGAAUCACUUUGACAAAGCUAGUAGGGGUGCUGGUUCUUUGCUUCUCAAAGACGGAAGUUUUUGUGGUCUAUUACUUCCAGAUGUACCUUGCGUUGGUCCUUCUAGGUUUCUUACACGGGCUUGUAAUUUUACAUAAUCUAGAUUGAUUAUCGAUAUAUUUAUAGACUAAA